This is a messenger RNA of Cucumis melo (muskmelon), 2000 nucleotides long. RefSeq lists its product as uncharacterized. Bases 237 to 1733 code for a protein of 498 amino acids. The record is from RefSeq and is a predicted model, not a curated record. Lineage: Eukaryota; Viridiplantae; Streptophyta; Magnoliopsida; Cucurbitales; Cucurbitaceae. Gene Ontology annotation, molecular function: protein binding. The transcript is spliced from 2 exons.
CGAUGAACUAAAUAUUGACCGGCAGGGAGUCAAGGUCGGUGAAGCUUGAAAGCACCAGAGAGAGCUCAGAUUCACGAGAGUCUCUUUGGAGCAACCCUGCUUUGCGCUGCCGUCCUCGGAUCUUCCAUCCUCCUCUCCUCUUCUGGUUUAGGUACGUUUUUUGAAAAAGGGUAGAUCCCUUUUUAAUUUUUUUGUUUGAUUCUUUACCUGGGGAUUUCAAUUCAAUUCAACAAGCCAUGAAUUCUAAUUUCGGGAAGAAUUUUGAGUUUGAUCUGGGGCUCGGAUCUUCUCGCUCCAAAUCACUCAACGAUCAGAAAAACAAAACCCAAUCCUAUUCAUCCUACACUUCCUCUGCUUCCUCCUACUCUUCCACCCCCACCAGGCCGGCCUGGCAGCCUAACAAGCCCUCAUGGACGCAUCAGCCCGCGAUGAAUCAGGCUGCUCGUCCUAACUUGUCUAAUUCCCCCGCUUCCAUGGUUGGUGAUAUAUUUGGGAAGACCUGGGGUUCCACGGCGACUUCCGGUUCCACGGCGGGUAUUGGAAUUGUUGAAAAGAAUCCGAAUCUGUUCGGCGAUUUGGUCGGUUCUGCCUUGGGAUCGGGUAAGAGCAAUUCGAAUACUCCAUUGAAGAAUGUGGGUCCGGCUUCGGUGUCAUCCGGUGCCGCAUUGAAUAGAAAUUCGUUUUCGAUGGGAAAUAUGAACGAUUCCUUGCCUAAAUCCAGUAGUAAUCCGAGUAAAAAUAGUGGAAAUUGGAGUUUUGAUAAUCUUAGCAAUUACAAUAACGGGAAAAGUAAUCAGAGUAAUACCACCAAUAUCAAGACUCCCAAUCUCGGAGGUCCAAGCAUGAGUUCAACCAUCGGCGGUGGUAAGACGAGCUCUACCAAAGAUCCCUUUGGUUCUUUAGUUGACUUUGGAUCUAAAUCAUCUGGGAAUCUGAAUUCAACCACUAAGAAUCAAAAUAUCAAAUCAAGCGAGGACUCAUUUGGGGAUUUCCAGAAUGCUCCUAAUCCAAGCACUACAACAUUUCCUUCAAGCAGAUCAAACACAAAUGGAGUUGAUUUCAAGGGAUCAAGUUUUAAUUCUGGCAUAAACAUGGGUGAUUUUGGAAUGCCUACAAUGGAUUUUCAUUCCAAGGUUCAAGAUACUGUUCAGACCACAGCCAGUGAUCCACUUGAUAUGUUGUUUAGCUCAUCCAAAGCCCCAGCUGAAGGGCCUUCCUUGGCAUCUGACACACCUGGAGCAUCGCAAUCAUUGGAUGCCGAUGAUUGGGGAUUGGAUUCGGACUUUGGGGGAGGUGGCCAUGACGUGGGUGGUUCAACAACUGAGAUUGAAGGACUUCCACCACCUCCUGCGGGGGUGACAGCUUCUUCAGCAAAGAACAAGGGAGUCGAUGUCUACAGGCAGGGGCAAUACGCCGAUGCUAUUAAGUGGCUUUCUUGGGCUGUCAUUCUUUUUGAGAAAACUGGUAACAAUGCUGCCAUAGUUGAAGUUUUGUCGACACGAGCUUCGUGCUACAAAGAAGUUGGGGAAUAUAAGAAAGCUGUAGUUGAUUGUACAAAGGUAUUGGAUCAGGACGAUGCAAAUGUGACUGUUCUCGUUCAGCGUGCACUUCUAUAUGAAAGUAUGGAGAAAUACAAACUUGGAGCCGAAGACCUGAGGGCUGUCCUGAAGGUCGAUCCAGGUAACAGAGUUGCGAGAAGCACAAUUCACCGGUUGACUAAGAUGGCAGGGUAAAGGUUCUUAUCACAAUUUUGGCUGAUGAAGUUUCUUGAAUAUAGAAUCACACUGGUUCCUCUCAUGCUAUCUAAAUUUGGUGGUGUAAUGACUCCAUUUUUCGAUUACAUGGUUUGGUUUUGUAUGUGUGCCCCCGUCCCUUGUGAUGCUUUUAAAAUACAUUACGUACUUGUAUUGUUUAUGACACAAAAGAAAAAAUCUGUGCUCUAGUUGAUUGUUCUUGUACGAUGGCCAUGAAAUUCAAUAUAUUCAAUUGCUUUUCGUGUC